Messenger RNA from Perca fluviatilis (European perch), 1555 nucleotides. RefSeq lists its product as uncharacterized. Gene Ontology annotation, biological process: response to bacterium. The record is from RefSeq and is a predicted model, not a curated record. The transcript has 8 exons. The coding region runs from base 456 to 1202 and encodes 248 amino acids. Lineage: Eukaryota; Metazoa; Chordata; Actinopteri; Perciformes; Percidae.
UUUUUUUUAAAAGUCAAUUUCUUAAUUCAGCUUGUGCAGAACAAACAUGAACAGCAUCUGCGAGGGAAACCACUACAUUCUGAAAAUAGAUUGCAUAAUAUACUGUAGAAAAUAGGAAGUUCCUCGCUUACAGAGCGUGAGAAUGUUAAGUUUAAAAUACAGACUGUCUGCUAAAGUCAUUUUAUGAUAGAGAUCAACCAAGGUUAUGUGAAUCUUAUUCUGUAUUAGUGGAUUUGCUUCGACCGUCUUACAUAAAGGCCUCGAUGAACCUGAUGUAAAUAGUUUUCAAUUGGUUUGAACAUUACUCUGGUAACUUAAUAGGAAAUGACCAAGAAUAACUUGGUCUGGUAUCUGUUGAGGCGAUCAUUUGUUGUCAAAGACUCCACCUCUGAAGUUGAGAGCAGCCUUCCUGGAGCACAGUUAGACAUCACAGAGCUGUGAUCAUACGCACCACGAUGAAACGGAGCCUGAUAACAGCUUUAAUUCUUUGCAGCAUCAGCUGGAUCUCUGUCUCAGGUUCUGAGUCUCACACUGAGACUGUGGAGGGUCGGCCGGGUGGAGAAGUCACACUCACAUGCUCUAACCCGUCCAACCGAGACGCUCUAACAUUCUGGUUGAGAGUGGUCAACAGAACCAAGGCCAGCUGGAUCUCCACGAUGAUCAGCUCUACAGGAACACCUUUAUACAGUGAUGUAAAUCAAAAUGGAAGAUUCAACAUGAGUACCAACAUCUCCACUCUCUUUCUCCAAAUCAAACAUGUGGAUGUAUCUGACUCUGGACUGUAUUUCUGUGGAUUUUACAUCGAAGGACGUUAUAAUUUCAGCGCGAUACACGUCAAUGUUAAAGACAGUGAUGAUUCUCAUGACGACACCAACAGGAAGUCUGAAAUUCUCAAGCCCAUCGAUGAAAAAGGCAGCGAUGAAUCUCAUGACGACGACAGGAAGUCUGAAACAGAGUCUGAUGGAACAGCAAAGCUGAUGAUUUUGAUCCUGGGAGCUCUGACUGUUCUCCUCUUAAUGGUCAUCAUUGGUCUGGUUGUUACAAUCAGGAAACUUCAGAAAGCUGCCAAUGAAGAACAGAAUCCACAACAGCCUGAGAACCGGGCCUCUGAAGAGCUGAACUACGCAGCUGUGGCUUUCCGUCCAAAAACAAGAAAAACAAGAGAAGUGGAGCCCAAUGUUGUGUAUGCUUCUACUAGAUAGACUCAGGAUGAAACCAGAGAAGAGGUUCAGAAUAAAACUGAUGCUUUAUCAUAUUCAUCUGCCAACCCGGUCUCACGGCAGUAAGUGAAAUGGUCACGUUAUUUUGAAUCUAUUGAUACGUGUUCACUGGGAUGUUUGUGUUUUUUUUCGUGGUGGCCAGCAGGAAAUGGUCUAUAGGGAGAUUAACGGGGAAAGCAAACGCCACACCCCAGGGGAGGACGCCUCACACGCCGGUAGACGGCCGCGACGGGAUGGCGAACGGGGAAAGCAAAUGCCACAACCCGGGGGAGGACGCCUCAAAUGCCUCCUUACGCGGAUUUUCAGCAUUUCAUACUACUCGCUGCCGUAGUCGU